Scedosporium apiospermum is the source of this 513-nucleotide messenger RNA. RefSeq lists its product as uncharacterized. Lineage: Eukaryota; Fungi; Ascomycota; Sordariomycetes; Microascales; Microascaceae. The transcript is spliced from 3 exons. The record is from RefSeq and is a predicted model, not a curated record. The coding region runs from base 1 to 513 and encodes 170 amino acids.
AUGCCUGACGUAGCCUCCAAAGCGCCAAUGUCCUUUCUGGACGUCGUGAAUGAAUGCGACAAUUUCCCGCUUCCUCAGCGCGACCUGAAGAACUCGCGUAGCGUCGGGUUCGUUGUGCCCUCAGUCGCCACUGCCUUUCGUAAUCAACUCGGCUGGCGCCUCGACGAGUCCACCACUCCCAAGACCCUCGCUCUGGUUGGGGGCAACAAUCCAUCUUCGAGAUCAGCCGUCGUUGAAAAGACUCUCCUCAAGAUCCGCGACGAAAAAAAGUUCGUCAUUCUGUCCCGAUGGCGUAACGAAAGGAAGCCGGUUUACGGCCCCGCCGGUCAGCUGCUCUUCGCCGUUGAGCGAGCUGCCACCCCACUUCUUGGAGUCGUGACCUACGGCAUCCACAUGACCGCCUUCACCGGAUCGGAGUCCGGCCAGACCAAGAUCUGGCUCCAAAGGCGUUCCAAAACACCGCCUUCUACCCUGGCCUUCUCGACAACACCGUCGCUGGCGGUAUUUCCGUAG